Heterostelium album PN500 is the source of this 987-nucleotide messenger RNA. RefSeq names its product endonuclease/exonuclease/phosphatase family protein. NCBI's taxonomy places the organism in Eukaryota, Evosea, Eumycetozoa, Acytosteliales, Acytosteliaceae. Bases 1 to 987 code for a protein of 328 amino acids. The record is from RefSeq and is a predicted model, not a curated record. The transcript is spliced from 3 exons.
AUGUAUAAAAAAGAAAUCAAUAUCAAGAUUUUAUCAAUCAACCCAAAAUGUGCAAGCAACAAAUGUAAAUACUAUAAAUCCCCCAUGACAGUCACCAAAGAACGGAUUAAAAUAUCUGUCACUUUGAGUCAACCUGACUUUAUAACUAUCCAAGAGCCUAUUUGGACAUCGGAAUCCCUAAAACAUUGGUUUAACGUAGAAGAUUAUCAUGUACUCAGGAACAAGAAUUUAGACACAGCCAUUCUAUACCACCAAAGGUAUACAUUAGUCAGAGAUUUCACACCAGAUGGCGGUCGCUUUACAAUGGGGCUCUUCACAUAUAAUGGGUUCUCAUUUAUGGUUAGCUCAUUCCAUGGCCGCAACAAUGGUAUGACAAUACCUAAAAAAAAGGCCCACUUCAAGGAGCUUAUUGGCUUGGUUCAACUUUUCAAUAGAGAUCUAGGAGUUCCAAUAAUCGUUGGGGGCGAUUUUAAUAUUGAAAUUAGAAGUCUCCUUAAAUUUCCAUAUAUAGCUUAUGAGCUCUUGCCAAAAAUAGACAACAUUAUUGUCUAUUCUCCGCCAUCUGGAGACUAUCAUACCAGAUUGGGGGACUACGAUUAUAUUAAGGAGGUGGAGAGCUAUGGUUUCCAUACCCCACUGAAAGCUACAAUGACCUUCAAUUACAAGAAGGAUUGUUUUAAAAACAUUAGUUUUAAAUUCAAUCUUAUAUCACUAAUUGAGGUCAGCAGAAGAUUUUCCUCUCUUUUCUCUGAACCAGCCAUCAUCGGUCUAAGGAGACCAGCCACCACAGAGCCAGUUGAGCAAAGACCAAAUGUUGAGGUGCAGACUAUUAGCUCACUAAGAAAUAUCCUUAAACGAGGCUCCACAGUUAGGUUGGAGUCUGGCAAGUACAAAGGUUCCUUGGCAAUAUUUGAAAUAUGGUAUGGUUCAAGUGCAAGAUUCCAAAUUCCAGCCUCGAUUCUGUCUAUAAAUACUACUAAAGGUUGA